GUUGCUGUUAGAACACGUAUGACAUAAGCGGGUCUCUAUAAAAGAUAGGUCGGCGGAGACCCGGCACAGUUAGCAUCAUGGCUCGACUAGUGCUAGCUACGUGCGCCCUAGGGCUCCUCGUCUGCGCCCACGCCUACCCAGGUGGUUAUGGCGGGGGUAGCAACGGAGGCGGUGGAUACGGAGGAGGUGGCGGCGGCGGCGGCGGUGGCGGUUUUGGCGGCGGCAGCGGAUUAAGCGGCGGCCAUGGCGGCGGUGGUGGUCUAGGAGGCGGCAACGGUGGCGGCGGUGGUCUGGGAGGCGGCAACGGUGGCGGCGGUGGUCUGGGAGGCGGCCACGGCGGCGGUGGCGGAUUAGGAGGCGGUGGCGGCUACGGCGGCAGCAACGGCGGUGGUGGUGGCCACGGAGGCGGUGGAUCCGGCGGAUUUGGUGGCGGAAACGGAGGCGGCCUUGGCGGCGGUGGCGGCGGUGGCCACGGAGGCGGUGGAUCCGGCGGUUUCGGGGGCAACAGCGGCGGAGGUCACGGAGGUGGUGGACAAGGAGGCAGCGGCGGCUUCGGCGGUGCCAACGCUAAGGCUAGCGCCAGUGCUAGUGCCAGCUCUAGCGCUGGUGGCGGCGGCGGGUACAAGGGCGGAUAUGGCCGUUAAGACAACAGCUUCAAGGCGGAGAUUCAAGAACCCCAAUGUGAUACUUUAGAUAAUUAUAUUUUUGCCAUAAUUUUGUAGAUAUGUAUGUAAUAUACGGUAUGUUUCUAU
Molecule: messenger RNA, 752 nt
Organism: Cydia pomonella (codling moth)
Lineage: Eukaryota; Metazoa; Arthropoda; Insecta; Lepidoptera; Tortricidae
Product: acanthoscurrin-1-like
Exons: 3
Coding region: 78-644 (188 amino acids)
Source: RefSeq, a predicted model, not a curated record